Paramecium primaurelia is the source of this 2645-nucleotide messenger RNA. The record is from the annotation of a GenBank genome assembly. Lineage: Eukaryota; Ciliophora; Oligohymenophorea; Peniculida; Parameciidae.
AUGAUUAAUGAAUUACAAAACCUAUUGAAUACAGCUUCAAAUUUAAUUGAAUAUUAGAUUCUAUUCUUUUAUUCAAGAAGUAACUUUAUAUAUAUAUCAAAAUAGGUUAAAUUACACUAACUAAGUUGAACAUUUUAAAUUAAAUUGUAUAUAAUACAGAUUAUCAAUCACUUGAAAAACCAUAAUUAUGUCCUUACAAUGCUACUUUUUUUGAUUCCAAUCAUUAUUAUCCACUUUCAUGCAUAAUUUAUCAUUCUUUAAAUGAUGAUACUUCUUACAUAAAUUCAACAUAAGAUUAUUAAUUAAGAAAUUUAUCCCAUUUAUUCAAUGAAAUGAUAUUAUCUAUAGAUUUAACAGGAUAAUUUAUACCUAAUGACAUAUUUAUGGUAUCAGAUAGCAAUCCAAAUGAAUUUGCAUUCUAUUAUCCAUAAUGGAUUAAAUAUAAGACCUAUAAACCUAGAAAAAGAUCAUGGUAUUAAUAACAUUAUGCAAAUCUUAAAUUAAAUCCUAAUAAUCAUACUUAAUUAUCAGAAAUAUACAAAUAUUUUAAUGAUAGUGAUGUUUAUUCAAUGACAAUGAGUUAAUCAUUUUUCAAUUAGACAAAGAAUGUAGAUGGAUUAUUUGCAGCUGAUAUAUAACUAUAAAAUGCUUAUUUUAAUAAUAGAAAUCUAAAUAUGAUGAUUGUAAAUUAUGAUGGAAAAUUAAUUUUAUCAAAUUAUAAAAAUUAUCUUUUGGCAAACUCUACUAAAUAUGAAUCAUUUGAUGAUGAAAAAACAACUGGUUUUAAUAAAUCUGAUUGGUUAGCUAUUUUGAAUUUUAUUAAUCAUAAUAAAAAGGAGAGUACUUGUUCAUCUAUUUAUAAUACAUAAAAAUAGCUAUGUCUUUAUAAUUCAGCUUAUUANUUAUACACUUAUUUUUGUUUGAAGAUGACAUUAUUUUGUUAAAACUUUAGGAAAAUAAGGAGCAAUCUUAAGAUGAGAUCAUAAAUUUUAUUAAUAAAUGCUAUUAUAUUUACAUUUACUCUUUGUAUGUUAUUGAUAGCCUACAUUUUAAAUAUGGGAUAAUCACUAUCUAUUCUAAAUAUUUCAUCCCAAACAUUAAUGAUUAAUGAAUUACAAAACCUAUUGAAUACAGCUUCAAAUUUAAUUGAAUAUUAGAUUCUAUUCUUUUAUUCAAGAAGUAACUUUAUAUAUAUAUCAAAAUAGGUUAAAUUACACUAACUAAGUUGAACAUUUUAAAUUAAAUUGUAUAUAAUACAGAUUAUCAAUCACUUGAAAAACCAUAAUUAUGUCCUUACAAUGCUACUUUUUUUGAUUCCAAUCAUUAUUAUCCACUUUCAUGCAUAAUUUAUCAUUCUUUAAAUGAUGAUACUUCUUACAUAAAUUCAACAUAAGAUUAUUAAUUAAGAAAUUUAUCCCAUUUAUUCAAUGAAAUGAUAUUAUCUAUAGAUUUAACAGGAUAAUUUAUACCUAAUGACAUAUUUAUGGUAUCAGAUAGCAAUCCAAAUGAAUUUGCAUUCUAUUAUCCAUAAUGGAUUAAAUAUAAGACCUAUAAACCUAGAAAAAGAUCAUGGUAUUAAUAACAUUAUGCAAAUCUUAAAUUAAAUCCUAAUAAUCAUACUUAAUUAUCAGAAAUAUACAAAUAUUUUAAUGAUAGUGAUGUUUAUUCAAUGACAAUGAGUUAAUCAUUUUUCAAUUAGACAAAGAAUGUAGAUGGAUUAUUUGCAGCUGAUAUAUAACUAUAAAAUGCUUAUUUUAAUAAUAGAAAUCUAAAUAUGAUGAUUGUAAAUUAUGAUGGAAAAUUAAUUUUAUCAAAUUAUAAAAAUUAUCUUUUGGCAAACUCUACUAAAUAUGAAUCAUUUGAUGAUGAAAAAACAACUGGUUUUAAUAAAUCUGAUUGGUUAGCUAUUUUGAAUUUUAUUAAUCAUAAUAAAAAGGAGAGUACUUGUUCAUCUAUUUAUAAUACAUAAAAAUAGCUAUGUCUUUAUAAUUCAGCUUAUUAAUCUGAUGUUUUUAUUUCAGCAAAAUAAAUUAAAGGUAUGAAUUAUUAUUUAAUUAUAUUUAACAAUAUUCAAGAUUAAGCAACUUUAUUUGAAAUGUUAAAUUAAUUAAUGGAAACAAUAUAUUUAUAAUUCAAAUAAUAAAUGCUUAUAACUGGAUUAAUUUGUUGUGUAUUUAUAAUCAUAUCAUUUCUAUUAAUUUAUUUAAUUUGCAGACCUAUGUUAAAAUUAAUUAAGUUAUCUAAUAUUUAUAUAAAUUCUCAUUUAGUAAGUAAAUCCUUUAAAGAUUAAAAAUUGAAAAGAGUUUGGACUAAUUAAGAGAAAUUUAAUAAUUUCAUAUAGAAUUAAGUUUUGAAUCACAAUCCUGAGAAGACUAGCAGUAAAAUAAUUAAUUAAUAUAGAUAACUUAAUGAUUAAAUUGAUCUAACUAUUUUAAAGAUUAUUUGAUGGAAUUUUAAAUCAAUAAAACAAGAAAAGUAAUUAAUGUUUUAUUAUUCAAUCUUUUAAUUACCCUAAGACUCAACAUCUAGAUAUUAAUAUAUCAAAAUAAAUCAAGGAGUGCUAAUUUAAAAAUUUAAAUUCAGAUGACUAUAAUUUGCUUUUGAUUUACACUUUAAAAUAAUUAAAAAGACAGUUCUCUUUAUGA